Messenger RNA from Pocillopora verrucosa, 612 nucleotides. The record is from RefSeq and is a predicted model, not a curated record. NCBI's taxonomy places the organism in Eukaryota, Metazoa, Cnidaria, Anthozoa, Scleractinia, Pocilloporidae.
AUGAUUGGAAACUUUAAUUUGACCAAAGAUGAGAUCAUUCAUGUACUUGUUGGUCAAAAAGGGGAAAAGGAGAGUUUUAACUCAAAAACAGCCGGAGGUGGAGGAGGUACAUUUGUAGUGAAAGGAAACAACAAGUCUUUGAUUAUAGCUGGAGGUGGAGGAGGAGGAGGAAUUAAAAAUGUAUUGGAACAACAUCCUGGAUGUGAUGCGUCCAUAAACACAACAGGGAAUGGAGGGUAUAACUUGCCAUUGGGUUCAGGAGGCAGCAACGGAAAUGGAGAAAAGGCCAGUACAAAAUAUUCAGGUAGUGGCGGCGGCGGUUUCUACAGUAAUGGACAAAGUGCUUCGAGCGGUUCUGGUCGAGAAGGUAAAGGAUAUCUUCAAGGAGGAGAGGGUGGAGAUGGUAAGGGUGGGUUUGGAGGUGGCGGUAGUUUACGUUGGAACCGUGGAGCUGGAGGAGGUGGAGGUUACUCUGGAGGAGACGGUGGAGCUAAUGAAGAGUUUUCCUGUGGGGGAGGGGGAGGAUCUCUUAACAAUGGGACAAAUCAGCAAAAUGAAUGUUGUUUUAAUAGGUAUGGACAUGGUAGAGUGAUCAUCACCUUUCUUCAGUGA